CGAUUUGUUUAUGGUUGAAAAUUGAAAUGUAAGGACAAUCCGCAGUAAAGUGAAAGUAGAUUAUGGAAAUCUUUUCCUAUUUUUCCUUUAGUGAUUUUGUUUUCUCCCUUAGCUGUAAUGUCUCAAGCUCGCAUUGGUGUCUCAAGUCUGGUAGUUAUUAAAAAAUGCAGGAGUUACUCUAGUGGUAAUAAGUCGCCAGUAACGAACUAAGGGAACUUCAGCUGCUUUUUACUAGUGAUGGCCACUGCCCUCGAUUUCGUGGAAGUCAAAUGCGAAUUCCCAGAGGAUGAAGAGAAUCAGCAAGGAGACGAUUCAAUUGGAGGGAAUCACGGAGAGGAUGAAGCACUUAACCAAGGUGAGGUUGACCCUGCAUACAUUUCAGCAGGCUACCCUACGGAUCCCUCGCUUUUUUGUGAGAGUCAGUUAGAUUUUGGGAACCAUUUUAUCAACUCAGUUGAUCCGCCACCUGGCCCAUCAGGCACCAGCAGCAGUCUUACAAACCUUGAUUUGACCCAGUAUCUGCUUGAACAGCCAGAACAAACAUUCACCUGUGUGUUUUGUGCUGAUCAGUUUCGGCGAAUGAGUGAUCUCUCGAAGCAUCUCUCUUAUUGUCGUGCUGCCAAAGCUAAUGCUGCAGGGAAUGCAGCAGGUGAUCAUCCAUAUGUUUGUAUGUAUUGCGGUCUAAAAUUUAAAACACCGUGUGCUCGUGGGUUCCAUAUUAAAACUUGUGUACCAUCAAAAGAGGGAGUUAGACUGACUUUCGAGGAGGAUCCCUCUUUUUCUUGUCCACACUGCAAAUUACAGUACAAGAAGGAAGGCAGUUAUAACAAACACAUCAAGCUUUGUCCUGUCAAGCUACAAAAAGAUAAAAUAAGGGCAGCUGCUGCUGAAGCACGCAAAGCAGCUGAAGCAGCCAAAGCUGAGGAGACUCGCAAAGCUGUCGAGGCACGUAAGGCUCUUCAAGCUCGCAAGGUCACACCAGCUCGCAAGGCUGCUGAGGCCCGUAAGCAAGCUCUUGCGGAAGCAUCCAGCGAGAGGACUCGCCGAGCAAACUACCAGCUAAGACCCGCCAGGAAAAAUCCUGCUGCCAAACAAACAAGAAGUCAAACCAGAUUGAAUUCUUUACAGGAAGCAUCACUAACCAGUGGUUCAAUAGACUCAAGAGAGAAUAAGGCAAUAAAGAAAGGAGGAGCGAUUGUACGCUAUGCCUGUUACCAUUGUGAUGAAGAGUUUGAGGAAAAAGCUGCAUUGCGGGAGCACUUUAUUAAAGCUCAUCAAUCAAGUAAUUUCAACCCAGCAAACAUAGAAAGAGUCGCCAGACGUGUUGCAUCAGAUGCUCUUCAUUUUCUUUGCAUGUAUUGCGGAAAUAAGCAUAAAGAGGAAAACGAUCUCAAUGAACACAUUCUUGUUUGCCCUGCAAAUUUUACCAAUGCACUUGACAAAGAAGCCAAGGCUGAGGAAAAUGGUUCACCAACAAACGAUGAAGGAGAUCAGGCCAGCUGUAGAAAUGGUCUUCGUGGGGGUGCUCAAGUAGACGAAUACUGGGAAAGUAAUUAUAAUUGUCAUAGGUGUUCGGCAGGAUUUGACAAAAAAUCUGAGCUCCAUGAACAUUUCAAAAUACAUCUUUGCAACCCAGGUAGAGUGAAUUCAAUGGAUCGUUUUUGGUGUGUGAACUGUGGCGUUAAUUUCAAAGGACCCCAGGACCUACUGAAGCACCUGCCAUACUGUUCUGGAACAGAAAGACUAAUCAAAGAGAUCUCUUGCGGUGCAGAAGAUGAUAGCCCUGUCUCUGUUCAGAAAUCUGAGGCCUGUUCAAAAAAAGAAACCUUGGACAGCAAAGAAUCACCAGGAUUGUGCAAAGAGAACACUUUUUUUUGUCACGAAUGUGAUCCCGAAUUCACCAAUGAAUCUUUACUACGAGAGCAUUUUAAAACUCACUCCGAGACCUGUUAUUGCCCUCAUUCUUGUAUGUACUGUAGUAUGAAAGUCCAUAAUCUUCAUUCUUGCAAUAAUCAUUCAACAGCACAUGCAAACCCGUUUGUAUGUAAAAUUUGCUUUUCCUAUUUUGUUUCAUUGUUAGGGAAGCUCAUUUUAUCGCACAUCAGUAGAUUGGUUCCAUGUGCUAACUGUUUGCCGAAGUUUGCAAAUGAAACUGACAGGGACCAGCAUGCUCAGCUGUUUACAGAUAAAUACGACUUUAAAUGUGAUUUUUGUCAAAUUAUCUUCAAAGAACAGAGCCAAUUGAGCACGCACUUCUCCAGUCUUGCAGAGAGGUUUUACGACUGCAAAUCAAGUGCAGCAAAAUUUAGUAGUCAGAGUCGUCUUGAAGGAUUUUCUCAAGAACACACAGAAUUGAAAGUAUGUGGGUGUAACUUGCGUAAUGCUAAAUUUACCUCCGUCGAUAAUUUAGUGUUUCACUUCAAGUCGCAUUCAGGACCAUUCAUUUGUGAGCUUUGCCAGGCCAAAUUAGCCCCAUUAACUGAUUUCAGCAUGCAUUUACAAACACAAAAGAAUGAAAAAAAGAUCAAUGAGAAAAUUUACGAGUGUACAAGAUGUAAAGAGAAAUUUAGUGAAAAAAUAGCGUUACAAAUUCAUGAACGAACCCACACAAAACAUCAACCCCUCUCUUGCAUCUUUUGUCCUGUACUUUUCAACAGGAAAAGUAAUUUAGAAAGGUAUGUGAAGAUUCAUACUGGGGAAAUACCUUCUGCCUGCAAUCGUUACGGAGCCUGUUUCAGUCAGAAAAAUAGCUCCUUAAACGAGGGAGGAACUCAUACAGGAGAAAAACCGUAUACCUACUCUAAUUGCAGGCAAGAAUUCAGUAGGCGCGGUUCAUGGUUGACGCAUGCAAAAACUCAACCUCUUGUUGCAUAGGAAUAGAAGCAAUAAUUUGCAAGAAAAAUUCUAUGUGCCUUUAGACAAGGUGAGACCCUAAGACAACAUGUACAACAACAUGUAUACAACAUGUUUUCUCUUAAAAAUUUUAUGAGGAAAACGAAUCACACAACGGGUAGUCCAGAAAUCAACUCCUAAACAAGAUGUAAUUGUUUACAAUAAAAUCAAAAUUGGUUACAUGGCAAAAAUACAAAUGAUAUCAUUUGCACAAUCCAACCACAAUCUAACUUCCAUUUCAUCCGUGCUAAAAAUACUUGUUACCACACCAUGCAGGGGUUCAUUUCCAAGAUUCUGAAGAGAAAUCAGUUGAUGGUCUUUUCCAGCUUAGACCUUAUCUCAUGGCCCGUUUAGUUGCACUCUUUCUUAAUUCCCGAGUCUCCUGACUUUUUCCACUAAAAGAGUCCUCUUUUUGAACUGCUGUCAAUGUAGUGUAGGAUAUCGCUGCCUUACAGAUGUGCGCGAAUACCCAUCAGUUUUGGAAAAAUUCAUUGAUUGUUGAAAUACUAUUUUUCUAGAUAAUUUAUUGCGAAAAUAAACUGUUAAAGCAAGAGCAAUUGUUUAAUAGUAGCCUUCAGAUUCUAACUACUUACAAUUUUGCUAAAGCUCAUGCAGCUUACCCUUGCCUUAAGUCAAGUCAUUUUGGAGCCUGAUGGCAUUUUUAAGUAUCUUUCAUGAGAAGAGUCAGAAAUUAAACUAAUUUUAUUACCUCACAAGCACGUAAUGAGUCUUUUUAGGUUCUAGUUUUGCUCUCCUUUUAAGAAGUGGAAACGGUCAUUUUUCCUGCAGUGACUUGAAUUUUUUGUCUUUGUUACUUUUAUUAUCUUUGACUUCCUUUUUUAAAGUUUUUUCCUUUUCUCUUAUCUUCUAAAGUGGGCUGUUAAAGAAUAAGAAACAUGUGUAGUUCUAAGUCAUUCAAACCCUCAAUUUUAUAAAUUUGUAAUGUAAGCCCCCCCCCCUCCCUUCAGUCACAGGUUAUUCCUCGUUUUUUAUUCUAUCCCUCUGAUCAUUAUCUCAUGAAUUGUGAUAUUUUUAUUUUUCUGGUAUUUUGUCAUCAAAAUAUUUUUACUUCAACGAUGUUGAACCAGCUGACUUACCAAGUUCCAAUGGGUUAGUGGCAUAACAUUUCUGCAUCCUUCCUGACAGUUGUUUGCUCUAUACAAUAUUUUCCUAAAAUAAUCGAAGAGUCCAAUGAAAAUUUUAAAAAAGAAUUUUUAAGAGGAAAAGAAGCUGAUUAAAAUUUGACCAACCAAAAGCGGACAGUUGUGAUAUCGGAACCAGGUCAUGUCCUCGGCUGGGCUUCAGCCAAUCAGCAAAUGUGCACUCUCUCGCCUACGUAUGUCAUUACAGACCGCUAAUAGUAUCAUUUCAAGUGAGUCCAGCUUUUGGGGACUCAUAAAUCAAUUUUCUUCGUCAUUUUGAGUAAGAAAAAAUAAAUGUUAUGCUUUUCAAAUGCAGCAGAGCUGGAGCUUAACAUCUUUCCUAAUCUAUCAUGAAACUUCAGCAGUUCUCUCUUUAAAGAGUUGAAUGUGUUUUCCACAAUUCUCAAUGAAAAUAAUCGUUCUUAUGUGAAAAAAUCAAGUUCAUUUGGGAGGGAUAAGCUCCACAGACAGUAAUUAAAUGAAUUCUUUAUUUUUUUCCCUUCUUUGUUUUUUCUAAACUUUGUGUGAAUGACAUGUUAUCUUUUUAUACAUUUGUAUUAUCCCUGUAUGUAGUCUUUAAACUUAAGUGUUUAGUUGAAUUUAAGUUCAGCUUUUCAUUCUCAUAUUCUUUAUACCCAAUGGAACUUUUUCUGAAGUGCUUUUCCUACUGCUUGAGAAGAUUCAAACGGCACCUGUCUUAGUCAAUGAGUAUUAUGCAAAUCAUAGAAUCAAGUCUUGAAGGUUGAAACUGAUAGAUGAACCAAAAAUAAGGAAACAUUUUGGAACGCCAAUUUCUCAUUCUCCAUCUUAAAUAAAAUAUUGUCUCUCACAAAUCAAAGUGACUGACGCCAUUAACACCGGUAGUGUAUCCUAUGGUUUCCUUAACCAUGCAUUCAUCCAUCGAUGAUGCAUACAUUUUAUUUUUUCAAAGGGCGAUAACUCAUGUUUUAUUAGAUGUUGGAAUUUUGAUGGGUUGGACCGGUUUUUUUUUUUUUUAUCUAGAAGAAGAUGAAUCAUCAAAUAAAAGUUGAUGAAUUUUGCAACCUAGUUUUACGACCUAUUGAUGUGGUAUCAAAAGCAUUCUGAUUGCAAAGUGGGUACAUUAAGACCGAUUGUUCAGUGAUGCUGUUUAUCAUUAAUGUAUGAAAUCACUUAGUUGGUUCCUUUAUCCUGAUCAGACGCUAUCUGGUCAGAUCUAUGAAGGGAGCUAAUGGAGUGCUCCCUAUCCUCACUAUAAAGCGCUUUUGGCGGAAGGUGGCUUGAUGCGCCUUGUAACAAUUUAUGACCAGAGAUCAAUGUUGUUCUACAAGAAAUGAAACAUAAAAACCAUAAGAGAAUCGAAUUGAAAAAAGUUUCAUUUUUAUUGUCUUGCUCCUCUAUUGAUCAUCAAACUCAUGGUUCCCAUUUAUAUUUUCUCAUGAAGCUGACUACCUUUCAAUUAGUGUAAAUUACUGUUGCAAUGUUGACAUUGAAUGUAGAAAAAUAUAGGUAAAUUUGAAUGUCACAGUAGUAACUUUACAUUUUUUGACUAGUUUCUUGUUAUCAAGUAUAUUAGAGGGUUUUGCAGCUUACAUUAAACUUAUUUGUAUAUAUGUUCAUAUAUAGUAGAUAGGCAGUGGGUUUUUAUCUUAAGUGAAAUUUGAAAAAGAAUUUUUUCAGCAAGUGACAUAUGUUAUCUGUCUCCAAGAUCCCUGUAAUGUUUUCAUAAUGGGACAGAAAAUUUCUUUGGAAAAGAAGUCUGCCCCUGUUUUGGGUAAAGUCAUCUUAUUCUGUAGCUAGGCAUUUCUCAUGUAGCAUUUGACCAUUCACUUAAUCACAAGUGAAGUGCCUGGACUUCAUUAAUUAUUACUGCCAAGGAAGAGAAAGUGAAUGAAGUAAAAUGUGCUCUAUCAUUGGUUUGCCCCUCACCCUGAGUAAAAAUGUCUAAUAGCAAGUUUAUAGAUAUGUUUCAUGUGUGUAGAUAUGUCUUAUCUCUAGUUGUUCAUUCUUUUAUUUUUAUAGAUAAAUUUACUUGUUCUAAAAUCGA
Molecule: messenger RNA, 6060 nt
Organism: Bemisia tabaci
Lineage: Eukaryota; Metazoa; Arthropoda; Insecta; Hemiptera; Aleyrodidae
Source: RefSeq, a predicted model, not a curated record